AUGACAAUAUUUGUAUCGGAUAGUAUAAAUGAUAUAUCUUCUGAUAUAACAGAAGAUGAUGACUAUCUUUUAGAUGGUGAAGAAUAUAAUGAUGAAUUUAAAUUAUUACCAAAUGCUAAAUGCUUAUUUGAUGAUUUUGAGUCGGAAUAUGCAAGUGUUGUAUGGAAACAUAUGAAGGAAGCACAUAAUUUCACUUGUUCAAAGUAUAUUUUUAGAGAUAAUGCAUAUGAUCGUGUAAUACUAGUAAAUUAUCUUAGAAAGUGCCAAAAUGAUAAUCUAGAUGUUGAGGAAGUAUGUAAUAAGAUAAAUGAAAAAAGUGAAUUUUGGGAUGAUGAAAGGUUUUGGAAAUUAACUUUAGAAAAUGACAGAUUAAUUUUAGAAGAGGAUUGUGAAGAGGAAUAUGAAGGAGAUGAUGAUAAUUGUAUGCCUAUAAAUAGUAAUGAUAAAUAUAGAAAUAUAUGCAUAUAUAGUGAAAUGACAACUGAAGAAGAGAAUAAAAUUUUAAAGAAGAAAAUAAAGUCAUUAUCAAAUAUUAUAGUAGAGCUUCAAAAAGUAAUUAAAAAUUCUGAAAAAAAAAACCUUGAAUCAUAUUCAUCUCAAUCUAAUAUAUCACUUACUAUUCCAAAUAUUGAAGAGAAACAUAUACCUUUACUAGAAUUUGAAAAUCGAUUACUUGAUUUUCCACUUGAAACAAAUAAAGAGUCAACAGAAAAAUUCAUUUAUGAAGAUGAGUCUUAUUUUAAUUCAUAUUCUCAUUUGGAUAUACAUAGAGAAAUGAUACUAGAUGAAGUAAGAACUAAUUCAUAUUUUAACUUUAUUACUAAUCCAAUAAAUUCCAAAUUUUACUUUAAAGACAAGAUAAUACUUGAUAUUGGUACAGGAACAGGAGUUUUGAGUAUAUUUGCAGCUAAAAGUGGAGCUAAAUGCAUAGCUGCAAUAGAUGCAGCUGAAAAUAUACUAGAAAAAGCUAAGGUAAUAGCUCAGAAAAAUGGUCUUUGUAAUAAAAUAAAUUUUAUAUAUGGUAAAUUAGAGAAUUUAGAUUUAUAUAUAAAUGGUAAUGAAGUUGUAGGUGUUUGUAAAGAAAGUAAGCCUCCAGAUAAAUAUCAAAAAUUUAAAUGUGAUGUUAUAAUAUCAGAAUGGAUGGGAUACUGUUUAUUAUAUGAAAGUAUGCUAUAUACUAUUUUAAAUGCACGUGAUAAGUAUCUAAAUUCUAUGGGAUAUAUAUUUCCAUCUUCUGUAUGCCUACAAAUAUGUCCAGCAGAUUACCACAAAAUGAUAGAUGAGUGUAUAGUACCAUGGAAUAAUAAGUUAUACGAUCUAGAUUUAAAAGAGUUGACUCCAUCACUUCAAUCUUUAACUGGGUCUCCUAUUGUAGAAAUUGUCCCAGUAGAAUUGUUGCGCUGUAGUGAAAUGACGAAUCUAACGAAGAUAGAUAUUAAAACUAUAACAGUAAAUGAGCUUCUAUCGUUAAGACAGCCAUUUAAAAUAAAUAUAGUGCCUAAGGAGACUGAGUUUGCAACUUCACUAGUUAUUUCAUUCACAACAGAAUUUAAUGUUGAGAAUGCUAACAAAAAUCAGAUCUUUCCAUUGAUUAUAGAAACUUCACCAUUUAAUAAGCCUACACAUUGGAAACAAACAGUACUACAUUUAAGAGGACCCAAUAAUACUCUACUAAAAGCAGUUGAUGUCUUAACUGGAUAUUUAACUAUUACUCCAAAUAUAACAAAUAAGAGGCAUAUAGACAUUUUAAUUGAAUUAUAUAACACUAAAACAGUGGACGGUAACCAUUAUCCUAUUAUAUCUAACCACUAUUCACUAAAUUAA
Molecule: messenger RNA, 1824 nt
Organism: Cryptosporidium muris RN66
Lineage: Eukaryota; Apicomplexa; Conoidasida; Eucoccidiorida; Cryptosporidiidae
Exons: 1
Coding region: 1-1824 (607 amino acids)
Biological process (GO): peptidyl-arginine methylation
Cellular component (GO): nucleus
Molecular function (GO): protein-arginine N-methyltransferase activity
Source: RefSeq, a predicted model, not a curated record